GGGUCCAUAUCUUCGGAAUCCAUCCCGCCGAAACGGUGUAGUGUCCAUGGGCGUCCUGGAUCCCGUCAGCUGGUUAGGUGGUGUGUUAUCCAUGAGACAUCGAUCAUCAUCCCAACUUUCUUCUUCUUGAGGAGAAGACUUUAUCUUAAACGGUCUUACCAUCGCCACAGGCUUUCCUUCGCACACCGUAGGCAACUUAAAUUUCUGUAGACUCAUUGCUUCUUACACACUGUUUGCUAACAACUGACCUCUCCGCGCGUUCCACAAUUUAAGCACAUAUUGCCAAGGUCAUCCCUUCUGCAUCUCAAGGUCGUUCACUCCUGCAGGGUCACACCCACUCAAGGUCGAGAGUGUUCGAGGUCAUAUAUGUUCAAGGUCACACUUCCAGAUCACUCGGAAACUCAAGGUCACUCGGAAACUCAAGGUCACACUUCAAGGUCACUCUGGAACUCAAGGUCACGUUUCAAGUCACUCGGAAACAUAAGGUCACACUUCAAGGUCACUCGGAAACUCAAGGUCACAUUUCAAGGUCACAUUUCAAGGUCACACUUCAAGGCCACAGGUUGGCACCGAAGGUCAGCUUCCAAGUUCGUUUGGCACCGAAGGUCCGCGCUCAAGGGCGUCCCAGAACAUACAAACCCUAUCUACUAUAGUAGUAGUACUUUUUUUACAGCACAUAAUAGAUGUUCGUAA
Molecule: messenger RNA, 693 nt
Organism: Acanthoscelides obtectus
Lineage: Eukaryota; Metazoa; Arthropoda; Insecta; Coleoptera; Chrysomelidae
Source: the annotation of a GenBank genome assembly